AUGGCACAAGGUCUCAGUGACUCGCUUCUCCAGUUUGCCUUGGACAUGUACGGCAAACUGCAGUCCCAAAACAGGGGCGGCCAGAACAUCUUUUUCUCCCCGUUCAGCAUCGCCCUACCACUCACCAUGGCUCUCGCCGGAGCGCGCAACAACACCGCCGAACAACUCGCCGCCCUUCUUCAUGUCAAAAAUGAUCGGAGCAAAGUUCAGUGCAGUGUCACGAAAUUGCUCAAACAACUUUCGGAAUUCGCGCCGGACGUCGAGUUUCACGUGGCCAACCGUGUGUACGGCGACCAACGCUUCGCGUUCCAGAAGAGUUAUCGUUCCGACAUGGAGAACUCGUACGGCGCAACCGUCACGUCCGUCGACUUCUCCAAGAACCACGAAGAUGUUCGUCUGGAAGCCAACGAGUGGGUCUUGAAACAGACCGCCUCCAAGAUUCGGGAUCUGCUGCCACCAGGCAGCGUCGGCGCCAAUACCACGUUGCUACUGCUGAACGCCAUUUACUUCAAGGGUUUCUGGAGCUCGCCCUUCACGGCGCACCUUACCAAACCGCACGACUUUCACCUCGAUUCCGAGAACGUUGUGAAAGUGGACACCAUGUCCCAUGCUUACGGUUACAAAAUCAGCACUUCCAAGGAGCUCAGGGCUCGAGCCCUUGAGAUGCCCUACAGAGGCGGCAAGAUGUCCAUGGUCAUCCUACUACCGGACGAAGUGGAAGGCCUGCCCUUUCUGGAGAAGCACCUUACGUCGGUGACUCUUAGCACGUUGCUGGCGAGUCUCGAGCAAAACCCUAAAGUCUGCCUUACCCUUCCCAAGCUCAAGAUCGAGCGUGGCCUCGCUCUCAAGGAUGUUCUCAGGGCUCUCGGUGUCGUGGACUUGUUCAAGCCAGAGGUGGCCGACCUUUCGGGGAUCUUCGAGUCCGGCAAACCCGCGGUGACCGACAUCCUUCACAAGACGUUCCUCCAGGUUGACGAGGAAGGCACUGAAGCGGCGGCCGCGACGGGAACGAUCAUGACGUGCUGCGCCUACAAUACGCUGCCACCCACACUCUUUAAGGUGGACCACCCUUUCAUGUUCAUCAUUAAGACUAAUGAACCGGAUGUAAUCCUCUUUGUCGGAUCUGUACGCAGGCCCUAA
Rhipicephalus microplus (southern cattle tick) is the source of this 1140-nucleotide messenger RNA. Its product is annotated as iris. Gene Ontology annotation, molecular function: serine-type endopeptidase inhibitor activity. Lineage: Eukaryota; Metazoa; Arthropoda; Arachnida; Ixodida; Ixodidae. The record is from RefSeq and is a predicted model, not a curated record.